Molecule: messenger RNA, 2122 nt
Organism: Cebus imitator (Panamanian white-faced capuchin)
Lineage: Eukaryota; Metazoa; Chordata; Mammalia; Primates; Cebidae
Gene: GGTA1
Product: glycoprotein alpha-galactosyltransferase 1 (inactive)
Exons: 8
Coding region: 720-1847 (375 amino acids)
Biological process (GO): carbohydrate metabolic process
Cellular component (GO): vesicle; membrane; Golgi apparatus
Molecular function (GO): hexosyltransferase activity
Source: RefSeq, a predicted model, not a curated record
UCAGCCAGACGCCCCGCAUGGGGAAAGUUUCCGACACUAACUUUGGCAGCUGGGGUGCAAGCUGCGCUGGGGCGAUGGGAGGCGGAAGGUCCCUCCAACUCUUCAAACCACCUCGCUCCUACUCAAAAGGGACACCACCCCGCGUUUGGAAAUGGCAGGAAAACAGCUAAACACAAUGAUUGCACAAACUCUUGAAGAGCGUCCAAAAAACAGUAAAAAGAAGAAAAAAAGAAAAAUGUCAGCGCGCAAAGAGCCAGAGAAGCAGAGGGAUUUGAGAUUCCCCGAUCUUCCCACUGUGGCGGCUGGGAGGGAGGGGGGGCGUGGAGGGUGUGAGCGCAGCUCCUCCCCCAGGAAGGAACCGAGACCCGCCGCAACUGUUUUGUGGCUUAGCUCGUCGUUUGCGCUCCUUGGGCUCCUGAGCAGGCCUCAGUGCCUCCUUUCUUUACCUGGAAAUAGGCGUGUCUCAGGAGACAGGAGAUGUAGGGUGGAGCCCUGGCCUGGCCGCUUGCCAGUAAGGAGCCACCCUCCCAGACAGAGCCUCAGUGUCCCCGAUUGUGAAACAAGGAUACCGCUGCAGACCUCCCUUCCAGUCUCUGAGAGUUGAAACCAGCACCUUCCCUUCCUGAGUCCUGCCUUCUCCUGCAGAAGCGAGCUCAAAAGAACUUUGCUGUUUUGCCUUUUACUCUGGCGUGAAAGCAGCAGACGAUGAGGAGAAAAUAAUGAAUGUCAAAGGAAAAGUAAUUCUGUCAAUGCUGGUUGUCUCAACUGUGAUCGUUGUGUUUUGGGAAUAUAUCAACAGCCCAGAAGGCUCUUUCUUGUGGAUAUAUCACUCAAAAAACCCAGAAGUUGAUGACAGCGCUCAGAAGGGCUGGUGGUUUCCUGGCUGGUUUAACAAUGGGAUCCACAAUUAUCAACAAGAGGAAGAAGACAUAGACAAAGAAAAAGGAAGAGAGGAGGAGCAAAGAAAGGAAGAUGACACAACAGAGCUUCAGCUAUGGGACUGGUUUAAUCCAAAGAAACGCCCAGAGGUUGUGACAGUGACCAAAUGGAAGGCGCCGGUUGUGUGGGAAGGCACUUACAACAAAGCCAUCCUAGAAAAUUAUUAUGCCAAACAGAAAAUUACCGUGGGGUUGACGGUUUUUGCUAUUGGAAGAUAUAUUGAACAUUACUUGGAGGAGUUCGUAACAUCUGCUAAUAGGUACUUCAUGGUCGGCCACAAAGUCAUAUUUUACGUCAUGGUGGAUGAUGUCUCCAAGGUGCCAUUUAUAGAACUGGGUCCUCUGCGUUCCUUCAAAGUGUUUGAGGUCAAGCCAGAGAAGAGGUGGCAAGACAUCAGCAUGAUGCGUAUGAAGACCAUUGGGGAGCACAUCUUGGCCCACAUCCAACACGAGGUUGACUUCCUCUUCUGCAUGGAUGUGGACCAGGUCUUCCAAGACCAUUUUGGGGUGGAGACCCUGGGCCAGUCAGUGGCUCAGCUACAGGCCUGGUGGUACAAGGCAGAUCCUGAUGACUUUACCUACGAGAGGCGGAGAGAGUCGGCAGCAUAUAUUCCAUUUGGCCAGGGGGAUUUUUAUUACCACGCGGCCAUUUUUGGAGGAACACCCAUUCAGGUUCUCAACAUCACCCAGGAGUGCUUUAAGGGAAUCCUCCUGGACAAGAAAAAUGACAUAGAAGCCGAGUGGCAUGAUGAAAGCCACCUAAACAAGUAUUUCCUUCUCAACAAACCCUCUAAAAUCUUAUCUCCAGAAUACUGCUGGGAUUAUCAUAUAGGCCUGCCUUCAGAUAUUAAAACUGUCAAGCUAUCAUGGCAGACAAAAGAAUAUAAUUUGGUUAGAAAUAACGUCUGACUUCAAAUUGUGCCAGUAGAUUUAUCAAUUUGAAAGAGGAGUAUUCUGGCUACUUCCUCAGAAAAGUAACACUUAAUUUCAACUUAAAAAAAAUACUAAUGAAGCACCAACAUGGCAAACACAUACCAUUCCUCCUUGUAAUGUGGGGCCUUGUAAUGUGGGAGAAUGAAUCUAGGGUAAUCAGAUGUAAAUUCCUAGUGAUUUCUUAUCUAUUCUGGAUUUGGGGGAAAUACUAUCAACUGAACCAAAAAGAACUUGUCAUAGGCAAAGAUAAA